AUGGCCGAUCGAGAUUCGUUUGACAAAAGCCAAUCCAGAUUGUCGCCCGUUAGCUCUUCCAAUUCACAACAGCAAGAUACGAGACAGCAGGGUAGACUGUAUCUCCCUCUCUUAUUCGAGCCUGGAAACUGGGAUGUCAUCUGCCACAAUGGAAGAGAGUUCCAAGAGCAUGUGGGCAACUCGAGAUUCAAACUCUGUAUUGAGCGUAACCUCGACAUAUAUAUGAAUGCAGGCUCUCGGCUUGAAAGGUCCACAAUAAUCACUGACAUUGUCACUGGCAUCCGAGAGGGUGGCGGUGGCUUUGUUCGGUACGAUCAAGCAGAAAUGAGAUGGUAUGAUGUUGGUGACAAGAUAGCACGAGAUAAGGCUGGGCAAGCACUGCGAGAUUCUCUUCGUUUACGGAAUGAUGAACGGAAGCAAGUAAGGGCCAGUGGUAUGCAGCAGCGUGUCGAAACGUCCAAGUUUUCCAUGCCAGAGAGGACGCCGCAAGCGAUGAUAAGCAAUCUCUCGGAAACAGCACCCACGAUAAAGAUGCUCACUGGAAACGAUAAGAUUGCCAUGAGAUCAGAUGGUCGUCAGUUGUCACCUACCGAUCUAUUUCAUGGCAUCAGUCCCCCAAAAGAUCUAACAGAAUCGGCAGAGUCCAGCCCUGAUACUCUGUACCAGUUGAGUAAAGAAGUUACUUCGGUGGAUAGCUCUGCGUUGAAAAAUGGAGAACCGCCUACCCCAGAAGAAUGGCUUACACUAGAGAACAUUGGAUCCAAGCAUGAUUAA
This is a messenger RNA of Cylindrotheca closterium, 774 nucleotides long. The record is from the annotation of a GenBank genome assembly. Lineage: Eukaryota; Bacillariophyta; Bacillariophyceae; Bacillariales; Bacillariaceae.